AUGGAGUACAAGCAGGAUAUAGAGACAGCGGUAUCCAGGGCCACUGAUGGAAAACUGAGGACGGAUAACUGGCAGUACCUGCUAGACGUAUGCGAUUUGGUAAAGGAAGAACCAGAGGAUGGCGCGCAGUAUGUUAUGGAGGCGAUAGAUGAACGCCUGCAACAGGCAGAUGCAAAUGUGAUUUUACGAUCGUUGUCUCUUGUGGCCUGUCUAUCUGAAAACUGCGGUUCCAGGGUACAGCAAGCCGUGGCUUCCAAAAGGUUUACCGGCCUAUUAUAUUACCUCAUUGAAGACAAGCAUGUCCAUGCCACGGUCAAACGUGAGAUAGCCAAAGUUGUGGACCAGCUUUCGUCCUCGUUUCAACGUGAUCCCUCCCUGAAGGGGAUGUCUGACCUACUACAGAAGAUCAUUCGUAGGUACCCUCACCUGGUGGCUGAACCCAAGCUUCCGCAGAAACGUGAGAUGAGCGCUGAUGCGAAGCUACAGGAAGACCAGGACCUAGAGGAGGCAUUAAAGCUGUCUUUACAGGAAUAUGAGCAACAACAGCGACACAAUGGAGGACAGCCGCCACAGCAGGCACCGGCCGCUUUGGCUAGUGAAACAAGCUUACCUGAACAGCCCCAGCCACAAAUAGUACGCCGUGUGAAGGCAAUCUUUGAUCUAAAUGCGAGCGAACCGGACGAGCUGUCGUUCAAAAAGGGUGAUGUGAUUACUGUGAUUGAGCAGGUAUAUAAAGACUGGUGGAGGGGCCUGCUGCGCGGCAAGGUUGGUAUUUUCCCAGUGAAUUAUGUCGGCGUAUGCCCUGAGCCAACUGCAGAGGAGGUAGCUAAGGAGGCUGCUCAGGAGCAUGCUGUCUUUGCGCAAGCCGGCAAUGUCGAGAACUUGCUCCAGAAACUAAGGGUCUCCCAGAAUGUGGAUGUGACACACGAAGACGAGAUAUCAGAACUUUACUCUACCGUCACACCGCUUAGACCACAUGUCACGAAACUCAUCGGUAAAUAUGCGCAGAAGAAGGAAGAUCUUGCAUCAUUGCGCGAGGUUCUGGCCAAUGCGGAGGCUACAUACAACAUGAUGCUAGAGAAGGCAACAUGCUACAGCUCGAGCAAUUUUAUGCCUUCAACCCAGCACCGGACAUACCAGCCAUCGGGGCAAGCAGCACCUUAUUCCAAUUAUGAAUUCAGCCAGCCUAGUACCAAUGUGCUACCCCCCCGUCCGGCUUCCUACAGUGUUAAUCCCCAAGUCACAGGGUUGCCCGUUCAUCAACAGCGAUCAGUACCUGAGAAUACAGAAAUAAGAUAUAGGAGUUAUUCCGGUGAUCUCCCACAUACCUAA
Messenger RNA from Eremothecium gossypii ATCC 10895, 1332 nucleotides. RefSeq names its product ESCRT-0 subunit protein HSE1 (gene HSE1). Gene Ontology annotation, cellular component: ESCRT-0 complex. Bases 1 to 1332 code for a protein of 443 amino acids. Gene Ontology annotation, biological process: protein transport to vacuole involved in ubiquitin-dependent protein catabolic process via the multivesicular body sorting pathway. Gene Ontology annotation, molecular function: ubiquitin binding; phosphatidylinositol binding. The transcript has a single exon. Lineage: Eukaryota; Fungi; Ascomycota; Saccharomycetes; Saccharomycetales; Saccharomycetaceae. The record is from RefSeq and is marked provisional.